GGACGCACCGCGUACUGACCUCUUCUCUCCCCCCAGUGGUGGCUAGCCCUUCCCAAGUGUGCAGUUGUCUCCUCCCUGUCCAGUCCGGCCUUCGUCCCGCGCCCAGUUGAGCUACAAGUGACCGAGUGCUACAGCCCAGCGCAGCGCGCUCUGCACACAGGCAUCUUGGCUUGCGGCUCCGCGGGCUCUAUGAACUUGAGCAGUUAGCUGUUGCCUGUGGCAUCACCCGUGGGUCCCCAGCUCCCUGCCUCGCGCUCUCCCUUCCCUCGGAGCAGCGAGUCGUAGUGAGCCAGCAGCCAGCAGCCCUCCCAGGAUCUUCCUGCCUGAAGUGCAACUAUGCUGCUAGGAGGAAUCCUGCUGGUAGUGCAAGCCUUGCAGUUUGCCAGUGCCUUGGACCUGCCCGCUGGUUCCUGUGCCUUUGAAGAGGGCACUUGUGGCUUUGACUCGGUGUUUGCCUUUCUGCCUUGGAUUCUAAAUGAGGAAGGCCAUUAUGUUUAUGUGGACACCUCUUUUGCUAAGCAAGGGGAGAAAGCUGUGCUGCUAAGCUCUGAUUUGCAGGCGGAGGAAUGGAACUGCCUUCGCCUGGUCUACCAGAUAACCGCACCUCUGGGCCCCGUGUCAGAACCCAGCCAGUUGAACCUCUAUGUGAGAUUUGAGGAUGAAAGCUUCGAUCGCUUGCUUUGGUCCACUAAGGAGUCAUCAGACAGCUGGCUCAUAGCCAGUCUGGAUCUUCCAAACAGCUCCAAGAAAUUCAAGAUUAUGAUAGAAGGUGUCCUGGGACAAGGAGACACAGCCAGCAUUGCCCUCUUUGAAAUCAAGAUGACGGCCGGCUACUGUAUCGAAUGUGACUUUGAAGAAAACCAUCUCUGUGGCUUUGUGAACCGCUGGAAUCCCAACGUGAACUGGUUUGUUGGAGGGGGAACUGUGAAGAACUCCCACUCUGUCCUCCCACAGGACCACACCUUCAGGAGCGAGCAGGGCCACUACAUGUACGUGGACUCUGUUUACGUCAAGCACUUCCAGGAGGUGGCCCAGCUCAUCUCUCCGAUGACCACAGCCCCCAUGUCUGGCUGCCUCUCGUUCUAUUACCAGCUUCAGCAAGGCAACGACAAUGUCUUCACUCUUUACACCCGGGAUAUGGCUGGCCUGUAUGAGGAGAUCUGGAGAGUGGACAGUCCAGGCAGUGCCUCCUGGAACCUUGCAGAGGUGGAAUUCAGUGCUCCUUACCCCAUGGAGGUUAUUUUUGAAGUUGCGUUCAAUGGUCCCAAAGGAGGCUAUGUUGCUCUGGAUGAUAUUUCUUUCUCUCCCGUUCAUUGCCAAAAUCAGACAGGGCUUCCUUUCAGUGCUGUGGAAACUAGCUGUGAUUUUGAGACAGAUCUCUGCAACUUCUAUCAAGACAAAGACGGUCCCGGUUGGACCAGAGUGAGAGUGAAACCGAACAUGUACCGGGCGGGGGACCACACGACAGGAGCAGGGCAUUACCUGCUGGCCAACACUAAGUUUACGUUCCAGCCUGGCUACAUCGGAAGGCUCUACGGUCCCUCCUUACCAGGGAACAUGCAGUACUGUGUGAGCUUUCAUUAUGCCAUCUUCGGGUUUUUGAAAAUGAGCGACACCCUUGCAGUUUAUAUCUUUGAAGAAAACCAUGUGGUGCAAGAGAAGAUCUGGUCUGUGCUCGAGUCCCCGAGGGGUGUUUGGAUACAAGCUGAAAUCAGCUUUAAAAAGCCCAUGCCCACAAAGGUGGUUUUUAUGAGCCUAUGCAAAAGCUUUUGGGACUGUGGACUUGUAGCUUUGGAUGACAUUGCCAUACAAUUGGGAAACUGCCGGUCUCCAGAGAGACUUCCACCUCCACCUGGAGAGUGCACUUUCGAUCAAGAUGAAUGUGCGUUUACACAGGAAAAAAGAAACCGGAGCAGCUGGCACAGGGGGAGAGGAGAAACACCCACCUCUUACACAGGACCAAAGGGAGAUCACACUACUGGGGUAGGCUACUACAUGUUUAUCGAGGCCUCCCACAUGGUAUAUGGACAAAAAGCACACCUCUUGUCCCAGCCCUUGAGAGGCGUCCCUGGGAAGCACUGCUUGACUUUCUUCUACCACAUGUAUGGAGCAGGAACUGGCCUGCUGAGCAUUUUUCUGAAAACAGAGGAAGAACAUAAAGAGACCCUGCUGUGGAGAAGGCGUGGGGAGCAAAGCAUCUCCUGGCUGCGGGCGCUGGUAGAAUACAGCUGCAGGAGGCAACACCAGAUCAUUUUUGAAGCUAUUCGGGGAGUAACAAUAAGAAGUGAUAUUGCCAUUGAUGAUGUUAAAUUUCAGGCAGGACCAUGUACAGAAAUGGAAGAUACAACUCAACAAUCAUCAGGAUAUUCUGAAGACUUAAAUGAAAUUGAGUAUUAAGAAAUUAUCUAAAUUGGAUCAAAUACACAAAAUUUGUGCCUCUCUUCAAUCAAAGUGAAAACAGAAGAAAUGAAUACUGGAUAUUCUUAACUAUUGUAUAAGUUGAAAUGACUUCAGAAUACCCCCUUUCAUUACUUUUGAAAACGAGAGAGAGAGAGAGAGAGAGAGAGAGAGAGAGAGAGAGACUGACUCAGGGCUUUCCUUUUUUAUUCCCCUGUGCAUUUGACAACUGUUACUGGACGUACAGGCUACUUUUACAUAGCCCAUUUCAUCUUAAUUUGGGUGCCAAUUAAAAAUACAAAUGUACUAUGUUAUAGUCAUUUCAAAGUGCACAUAGAAAGGGCACAGUCAAAAUGAAUGUGUUGAUUUAAGUCUGCAUUCAAUGAAUGUAUUGGGAGACUGGGACGUGGUGGUUUUCCUUUUGAGUUUCAAGUACGAAAAUUUUUCUUAAAUAAUGCAAGGUGUCGGUAAUAUCUGCAAAAUGAAUGCAGUUUACUUAUGGUAACAAGUUAUUCUGGAAAUAAGACCUCAUUUGUGUAUUUUAUUAACAGAAAAAGCCAUAAAUCAUUACUGUUUCACUAUUGGUAUAAGAAAGGAGCUCUCAUGGAGCCCCAGGGUAAGUCCCUAGGAAUUAAUGUUGCAGUAUAAGGCACUGCUGCCCUCUUUGCUCUCCCUUUUAACUACCUUGGACAGUUACUAUGAGUGCACAGACAGAAAUGCACCUCUUCAAUAAGGCAAGCAUGAAUUUUUCAUGUAUACACA
Messenger RNA from Chionomys nivalis (European snow vole), 3159 nucleotides. RefSeq names its product MAM domain containing 2 (gene Mamdc2). Gene Ontology annotation, cellular component: membrane. NCBI's taxonomy places the organism in Eukaryota, Metazoa, Chordata, Mammalia, Rodentia, Cricetidae. The record is from RefSeq and is a predicted model, not a curated record. Bases 337 to 2397 code for a protein of 686 amino acids. The transcript has 14 exons.